Symbiodinium necroappetens is the source of this 672-nucleotide messenger RNA. NCBI's taxonomy places the organism in Eukaryota, Dinophyceae, Suessiales, Symbiodiniaceae. The record is from the annotation of a GenBank genome assembly.
AUGUCCUGCCCCUCGACUAUGCCGGCCACGCCCCGAAAGCUUGCGCGACGCAGUGGCUCCGAGACCACAGUGGCUCCGGAGCACAGCGACAGCGAGAGCCUCGAGAGGACCUGCUCCUCCAGCCUUCCUUCUCCACGCCCAGACACACCGGGUGUUGAAGGGCAGUGCAAGGUAUUCGUCAAGACCACGUUCCUCGAUGUGGAUGAGGGGCAAGGCCUCAUGCAGUGCUUCGCACAGCUGCGGGGUCGGACCAUGUCAGACUCGGCUUUGGUGAUUGCCUUUGACGUCGAGGAGGCCUACAUGCCUGGAAAGUUCAGUGAGGAGCAUGCCAGUGAUUGCACGGCAAAACCUACGGUGGCAAAGGCAACAGAGCCGGCCAGCCAGUCGAAAUCGCAGCCAGUUCAGAAGAAGAUCAACCCGGCAAAGCAGGCUUCGGACAGAACGACCGUGAUGCUGCGUAACGUCCCCAACAACUACACGCGAGAGAUGUUCCUCGCCCUCCUUGACGACAACGGCUUUGCUGGGCGCUACGACUUCGUUUACUUGCCCUGUGAUUUCCGGCGCCAGGCGAACCUGGGCUAUGCCUUCGUAAACCUCGUGGAUGCCUCUGCUGUGGAUGCCGCCUGGGCCGCGUUCGAUGGCUUUGUGGAUUGGGCUCUGCCAACUCAAAAG